AAGAAAUCGAAAGCGCGCAUUUCAGCACCGGUCCAGAAUACAAAACACUGACAGCGAACACAAUUUUGUUUUCACUAUUCAUUUUCAUGUUCUGUCCUGUUGGUUAUUCUUUUAUGUUUGAGAAAACAUUGAAGUUGAUUCGGAAUUAGUCGUUCAAUAAAACGAUACAUAUUGAUAUGUCAACCAUAUGCAAGCUGGAAAUUCGGGGUAUCCGGAGCUUCGGCGGAGAAGCUGAGGAUGUGCAGAAAAUAAAAUUCCAGUCGCCACUUACGCUGAUCGUCGGUCAGAAUGGGUGCGGCAAAACCACAAUCAUCGAAUGUCUGAAGUAUGGCCUGACCGGUGAGUUUCCUCCCGGGACGGACCGAGGCAAGGCUUUCGUUCACGAUCCGAAGAUUUUCAAUUUGAUCGAAAGCAUGGGUCAGGUUAAGCUGAUGGUGAAAGACUUCACCGGUAACCGGGUGACGGGCACACGAUCGAUGAAGGUUCACCACAAAGGUAACGCCAAACAGCUCAAGUUCGAAACGGUGGACAUGGUCGUGACGAUGGAGGAUGCCAACGGAAGCAAUCGAACAAACAUUUCGCGGCCCCGUGGAGCAGACAUUAACAACGAUAUGUGCGAUGCGAUGGGCGUUUCGAAGGCAAUCAUCAACAACGUUAUCUUUUGCCACCAGGAGGAUUCGAACUGGCCGUUGGAGGAACCCAAGGAGCUGAAGAAGAAAUUCGAUGCCAUUUUCGGGACGACCGAGUACAACAGGGUUACCGAGAAGUUGAUUAAAAUUUCCAAAGAGUACAGUGACCGCCAGAAGGAUAAGGCCGGAGAUUUGAAGCUGCUGGAGAACAUUAAGAAGCAGGCGGAGGUAAAGCAGUUGGAACUGCAAAAGGCGGAACAGAAGAAGGACGAAAUGCACAAGACGAUCGAGCAGCUGAAGGAAUCUGUGAAGCCGAUUCAAAUCCGGCUGGAGCAGCUCGCCAAAGUUGAACGAGAAUAUUCGAAACUGAAGCAGCAGAAGGUGGAAUACAAAUCAAAAAUUGGUUCCAAAGAAGACCAGCAGAAGCAGCUUCACUCGAAAAUUCGCACCAUAUUCGAUGGCACUCUGGCGGAGCUGGAGAUCGAAAUCCGCAAUUUUCAGCUAUCGAUGAGCUCGAAGCACUCGGAUCUUCGGGAUGCCGAGACCGAUCUUAACUCGCGCAAGGCCCAAGAGAAGCAGCACCAAGCGAAGCUGCAAGAUUGCGAGACACGUCGGGUCCAGUUGGUGUCUAAGCGCGGCCAGGAGCAGGAUUUGAGUGGGGAUCGGGGCGCGAAGAUUGUCGAAUUGCGCGAGAAGCUAAAGCUUCCUUGCGUCUCGAGCUACGAAGCGGGAGGGGCGGAAGUGCAAAGCGCGUUGAAGGAAAUCAAGGGCGCCAUUGGAGAGGAAGAGAAGGGGGUCCUGACGAUGGGCAAAGAGCACGACGAGGCGGAUCACCGAGCCCAGAGGACAAUCGAUAGUCUGCGGGAAGAGAAAACCCAGCUGGAGACGGAUGUUAGGAUGAAAAAGCAAAUGAAAAGCGAUUUCGCUCUGGAGAAGGCACGCAUCCAGUCGGAUAUAGCCAAUAUCCAACGUUCGGCGGAGAAGCUGAAGGAACUGGUGGCGGACAUUGAGAAGCAUGAGAAGAUUUACGAGAGUCAGAAGGCGAAUUCCAACAUUGAUGAGAAGAAACGAGAGAUGGCAGAGAAGAAGGUUAAGCGGGAAGAGCUGCAGAACAAGCUGGAUAAGGCGGAAGAGCAGAUUUCAGCGCUGGAUGCCAUUGCGGUCAAGGCAACGGAACUCGGCCUGAAGGAGCAGCAGUUUAAUGGGAAGGAGGCCGAAUUUCGGAGGGUGCGUAAUCGACAUUCGGCCAAUUUGAAGCAGCUUUUUCCGAACAGAAUCAUUGAGAACAACUACAAACGAAACGUCCAAAAUUUGUACGACGACUUGCAGCGGCAGAUUAAGCAGCUGAACGAAUCCAUCCGGAAGUCACAAGCGGUGGUAACAGAGAAGGAAACCACCCGUCGAUCGCAGAAGCGUGAGCUAGACCGGAUGGAGAAGGAGCUAACGGAAAACAAGGAGAAAAUAUACUCCGCCUGUCAGGGCAACCCCUACGAAGAAGUUCUGGCCAAGAUGAAAGAGAAAAUUGCCAAAAGCACUCUGGAACACGGCGAGCUGCGAUCGGCCGAGGUGCUCAACAAAUCGUAUAUCUCGCGCAUCGAGGACAACCAGUGCUGCCCGGUGUGCGACAAAGAAAUGGCGCGGUCAGACGUGCAGUACACGGUUUCCAAGCUGUCGGACGAAAUGCGUCAGCUGCCGGACAGAAUUGAGGCGCUUGAACGGCAGUUGAAGACGGAUCGAGAGAAAUACGAUCGGCUUCUGGGGUUGCGUUCGCUCUCCGAGACAAUCGACAAGCAGGCGGUAGAGAUCCCGAAGCUAAAGCGACAGCUAGAGGAAACGGAGCGUUGUCUAACGCAGGCUUCUGCUGAGCUGGAGGAGUACCAGAUGUCGAUUGUCGAGCCAAAUUCGAGCCUGCAUAUGAUUAAUUCCAUCCUUGGCGACAUGGGGAUUUUGGAUGAAUCCGCUAAAGAUUUGGAGCGAAUGGGACAGGGAAUAGCGGACUUGAAGAAGGAAUUGGCUGAGAAAACUCCACAGGGAUCCAGUUCCUCGCUGGAAGAUAUUAAAUUGGAAAGAGAAGCGCUUAGAGGAGAGCUGCGGGGCGAGCGAAUUUCGAUCGAUAAACUGCAGAAUGAGAUCGAUGAGAAGACGGAAAAGUUGAACACUCUUCACCAAAGAUACAACCAGAUGAAGGAGAAGAAACUCCAACUGCAGGAAUCGGUACAAUCGCUGGAUCAAAAGAAGGCGAAAGAGCUGGAGCUCGGCGAUAAGAUCGCUGGCUGUCAGAAGGAAAUCGAACAGGCCGAAAGUAAGCUCGGCCCGGUGCAAAGUGAGCUGGCUAAAGAGGAAGCAGCUAAAGUGAGGGUUAAGAAUGAGAACCGAGCAAAAAUGACAAAGGCACAGACCGCACUAGGGGACCUCAAACAGAAACAGCUGGAAAUCGAACGGCUAGGGAGAGAGUUGGACGUAUUGGCGAGCCAAAAUCUCGUCGUUGAAAUCCAGAAAAUGGAACGCAGGCUGCGGGAGAUACGGGAGGCAAUGAAAGAGAUAUCCACCGGCAUCGAGGAAAAAUUCACGUUUAUCGACUCCCUCAAGAAGGAGAUCUCCAACCAGGAUCUGAUCGAACGUGACCUACGCGACAACAAGGACCUCAAAAAGCUCACAGCGGAAAUUGACAGCCUCAAGCGGGAGUUGCAAUCGUUGAAGGAAACCAUGGGUAACAUCGACGCGCCGAACGUAAACCAAGAGAUGAACAAACUGUUCGACCAGCGCGAUGGUAUCCAGGCUAGGAAGAGUAAGAUUACAGGUCAAAUUUCGCAGCUCGAUGAUCAGGUGGAGGGAUUGCGGAGGGAACUGAACAAACCUGAGCUCAAGAAUGCCUUGAGAAAUUAUCAAAAAACGUACUGCGAAUCGGUGGUUCUAAAGAAGAUUUACAGCGAUAUUUUGAAGUACAGAAAUGCCCUUGACUGGGCCCUCAUGCAGUACCACAAGGAGAAGAUGGAGCAGAUAAACCGGUCGAUCUAUUCUCUCUGGCGGGACAUCUACCGUGGAAACGAUAUCGACUACAUCUGUAUCAAAACGGAGGACGAGUCGAAGGUGGACAGAAUGGUCGAGAAACGUCGUACGUACAGUUAUCGAGUGGUUCAGGCGAAGAACGAUGUCGAAAUCGAUAUGCGAGGAAGGUGCAGUGCCGGUCAGAAGGUGCUCGCGUCGUUGAUCAUCCGGAUGGCGCUGGCGGAGACUUUCAGCAACAAUUGUGGCGUGAUGGCACUCGAUGAACCCACCACUAAUUUGGAUCGAGAAAAUAUCGCCUCGUUGUGUGAAAGUUUGCGGAGCAUUGUGACCGAGCGGGAGAAUGGAAACUUUUUGCUGAUCAUAAUUACUCACGACGAAGAGUUUGUCACGAAGCUGGAGCGGUUCGAAACGUAUUAUCGCAUUUCACGAGAUAACAAUGGAAAGUCGGUCAUUAAAGAGGAGCGGCUGUGAAAUUAUAUGAUCAAAAAACCACUAAAAUGAAACAUUCCCAUCACAUUAAGGCUUUUUGUUCUUUAUUGUUCCUUAUUGUUCAUGCGUUAUAUUGUAU
Messenger RNA from Toxorhynchites rutilus septentrionalis, 4206 nucleotides. It is a transcript of the gene rad50, whose product is annotated as DNA repair protein RAD50. Gene Ontology annotation, cellular component: condensed nuclear chromosome; Mre11 complex; nucleus. NCBI's taxonomy places the organism in Eukaryota, Metazoa, Arthropoda, Insecta, Diptera, Culicidae. Gene Ontology annotation, biological process: chromosome organization involved in meiotic cell cycle; telomere maintenance via recombination; double-strand break repair. The record is from RefSeq and is a predicted model, not a curated record. Gene Ontology annotation, molecular function: double-stranded telomeric DNA binding; single-stranded telomeric DNA binding; G-quadruplex DNA binding. Bases 177 to 4109 code for a protein of 1310 amino acids. The transcript is spliced from 6 exons.